AUUCCCCCAAUCUCUAUAGCCAUUAAGGCAGGCGCAGGAUAAAGAAUGAGCCAGGAACAUAGUCCAACGCACUCAAAUCGGAGCGAAAUAGAGCAAAGUUCAAAUCUACAAACGAUACUUUAUGGAACGAAUUGGUCAUUUUCCACUCAUACGAAGGUGAUGAAUGAAAGGUCGAAAGUGGUCUAAAGCAAUUGCACCGGUGGUUGGCAUGUGUUUUGAUAGUGUUCAAGCAUUUGAUAAAUUCUACAAUGCGUAUAACCUAGCAAAUGGAUAUCAUACAAGAAAACACACGAGUAGAGAGAACGACUACUUUAGGUGGGUGUGUCAUAAAGUAGGCUUCCACAAGGCAAAACCAAGCUACAAGGUAUGGGAAGAAUCAGAAGCAUAUGGAAUUUGCCGUAUUGCCGUAUACAAGAAGCACGAGUAAAGUAAAGAGAAUGACUACUUUAACAUAUAUUGAGAGCAUACGGUCCAAAGCAGAAGCAUAUGGAAUUUGACGUAUUGUACCUCCUACCUCAUGGAAACCUCCAUGUCCCCUCAAGGAGAAGAAGGUAUGGGAAGAGUCAGAAUUUAGCACUCGUAUACAAAGGAUUGACAAACUUCAGAAUCGAGAUUCAAUAACAAAAAAAGCAAAAGCUAAUCAUUAUAAGAAAAGGAAGAGGAGAAGGUUCACUAAAGCUAACAAUACCAAGACCCACUGCGAUGCUGAAAAUGACGAGUCUGAGGAGAAAUUUGGAUUUGAAACUGGUCCGGACUACACUCUAGAUUCAUUUCAGAAAUAUGCCGGUGAUUUCAAGGCCCAAUACUUUGGAAAGAAUGAAGGUAAAUGGGAGCCGUCAGUGGAAGAUAUUGAGGGUGAAUAUUGGCGCAUGAUCCUGAAACCCACUGAAGAAGUUGAGAUAUCUUUUUCUUCAUUCUUUUUGUAUAGUGUUUAUAGAUUUGAUUUUAUUUGCUUAUGACAUUAUAUAACUCAAAAACUUCAUCUGUCCAUACCACUUUUUGCUUGCUAGGUUCUUUAUGGGGCUGAUUUGGAAACUGGAACAUUUGGCAGUGGGUUUCCAAAACAAGUACAUCAAAUCAGCUCUGCUGCUGAGAUGAAAUACAUAAAAUCAGGAUGGAACUUGAACAACUUCCCAAAACUCCCCGGUUCAGUUCUUUCAUAUGAGAGCAGUGAUAUUUCUGGCGUUCUUGUGCCUUGGCUGUAUGUAGGAAUGUGUUUUUCUUCAUUCUGCUGGCAUGUUGAAGAUCACCAUCUGUACUCUUUGAAUUACAUGCAUAUGGGAUCUCCAAAAUUGUGGUAUGGUGUUCCUGGGGCAGAUGCUUUGAAGCUGGAAGCUGCUAUGAAGAAACAUUUGCCAUCCCUCUUUGAUGAACAGCCGGAUUUGCUUCAUAAGCUUGUCACACAACUCUCUCCUUCCAUACUCAAGUCUGAAGGAGUACCUGUAUAUCGAUGUGUUCAGAACUCUGGGGAAUUUGUUCUCACCUUCCCUAGAGCUUAUCAUGCUGGUUUCAACUGUGGAUUCAAUUGUGCUGAAGCAGUAAAUGUAGCUCCAAUGGACUGGUUACCUCAUGGACAGAAUGCUAUAGAGAUCUAUUCAGGUCAAAAGCGCAGGACGUCCAUUUCACACGACAAACUCUUGCUUGGCGCUGCAAGGGAUGCUGUCAGAGCACAAUGGGAACUUAGUUUACUGAGGAAGAAUACUUCAGCUAACUUGAGAUGGAGAGAUGUUUGCGGAAAAGAUGGGGUUUUGUCUCAUGUGUUAAAGAACGGGUGCGGAGGGAAUUUACUUGCAGUUCCUCAGACAUUAAAGAUGGAAAGCACUUUCGAUGCAACUUGUGAGAGGGAAUGCAGCAUAUGCUUCUUUGAUCUGCAUCUCUCUGCAGCUGGGUGUCACAACUGCUCACCAAAAAAAUAUGCAUGCUUGAACCACGCAAAACAGCUGUGUUCAUGUCCGGAUGCUUCCAGAUUUUUCUUAUUUCGUUACGAUAUCACCGAGUUAAAUCUGUUGGUAGAAGCUUUGGUAAGGAAACUUAGUUCAAUAUAUCGAUGGGCAAGGCAAGAUCUUGGUCUCUCCAUGAGUUCAUACCUAAACAACAAAGAGUUAACCAAACCAGUUAACCAAAUUCAAGUUGAUCAUACUUCUGAAAAGUGUCCAUCAAACAAAACAGUUUCUACAGAAAGCAAGCCCAGAGUAAGAGCUUCUGUUCCCGGGGAUGAUGAUGAUGUUAUCGUUCUUAGUGAUGAUGAGAAUGAGGAGACGGGGACAACAGUUGUUGGGAAUUCCCAAGGGGGUACAAGUUGUGCUCUAGAAAGUUCUGAGGGUUCUCAUAGUGCUGAGAAAGUGGGUGUAGAUGUAAAGUCAAGGUCAAUGGAUUUUGCACAAGCAUCAUUACAUCCUCAAGUUAAUGCUGAUGGAUGUUUCAGAAAAAAAGGCCCUCGUAUUGCUAAAGUGGUGAGAAAAAUGAAUUGCAAUGUUGAAGUUCUUGAUUAUGGAGUUAUUCACCCGGGAAAGUUAUGGUGUGAUGUUCGUGCCAUUUACCCAAAGGGAUUUAGGAGUCGCACCAGAUACAUAAACGUUUUAGAUCCAACCAGCACAUGCAAUUAUGUCUCUGAAAUUCUGGAUGCUGGACAUUAUGGACCUUUGUUUAUGGUCUCCUUGGAGAAUUGUCCGAGUGAAGUUUUUAUUCAGUUGUCCGCAGGAAAAUGUUGGGAAAUGGUAUUGGAAAGACUUAACCGACAGAUUGCUACACUAUGUAAGAUGGGUAAAAUAAAUCUUCCUCCCCUCCAACCUCCUGGAAGCUUUGAUGGCUUGGAAAUGUUUGGACUUUCUUCUCCGACAAUCGUCCAGGCAAUUCAAGACAUGGACCAUGAUAGGGCGUGUUUGGAGUAUUGGAAUUCACGGCCAUCUGAGGAGAUUCAACAAGGGUCUGCUGUGUUUGGGCCUUUGGGGACGACCAGAAACCAAAACCAGGAGAUGAGGGUGGUAGAUCAUUACUUGGUCUCUUUAAGAAGGCCAGCGACGAAGAACUUGAAGCACUACACCGUCUACUACAAAGCCAUCCCUCAUCAACCGAUCGAGGCUUAGUGGCUCGGCUUCUAAACGACGAGAUCCAUAGGCCUAAAGGAUGAUCCUCUAUUUUGAAAACAUGGGUAUAGUUUUUUCUUUAUAUAUUUUUUUUUGGUUAAAGAUGGGUUUUUUACAUACUUUCUCCGUCCCGAAAUGUUUGCAUCAUUUACUUUUUCGGUGUUGCAGGAACUUUUGUUUAUUUCUACGUUUUCAUUGAUUAUUUGAUAAAAUAAAAUAUUCUUGACACUCUUAUUUCGAAGAACUUUUCAUGUAGCUUUUUGAUAUGUAAAUUUUAUUUUUUAUUUCUAUACCAAUAUGUAAAUAAAAUGAAUUGAAGAAACUUGAUAUUUUGCCUCGAGAAUAUAAGUGGCAAAUAUUUAGGGACGGAGGAAGUAGUAAAAUCUGAGCCCCAAUUUUGGUCAUUCAUGAUGGAUUUGCAGGGUGAUUUCCCUCUGCAUAUGUAAACACAUUGCAGGAGCUUCCUUUAUAU
This is a messenger RNA of Cuscuta campestris, 3558 nucleotides long. Lineage: Eukaryota; Viridiplantae; Streptophyta; Magnoliopsida; Solanales; Convolvulaceae. The record is from the annotation of a GenBank genome assembly.